Messenger RNA from Manis javanica (Malayan pangolin), 3820 nucleotides. It is a transcript of the gene PTP4A2, whose product is annotated as protein tyrosine phosphatase 4A2. Gene Ontology annotation, biological process: protein dephosphorylation. Gene Ontology annotation, molecular function: protein tyrosine phosphatase activity. The record is from RefSeq and is a predicted model, not a curated record. NCBI's taxonomy places the organism in Eukaryota, Metazoa, Chordata, Mammalia, Pholidota, Manidae.
CCUGAGGGGCGGUGGCGGGAGCUGGUUCCGGCUGCGCGCGCAGCGGUGGUGGCGGCGGCGCGAUCGGCAGGGCUGUAACCGUCGUCCGUCCGGUAGCGGCUGGAGUGGCAGCGGCGGCCGGGCGCAGCACGAGGCGACGCCACAGGGCAGCGGCGGCAGUGGGGCCAGCGGCGGCAGCAGGGGACGCAGCGGCGGCCGCAGCAGCAGCAGCACGACGGACUCGUGUACACGCGCCGGCGCCGCCGCCAGACCGGGCCGGGUGUCGCGCACCGAGGCUGGGGGGGAGUCGUCGCCGCCGCCGCUACCGCUACCGCCGCCGCCGCCGCCGCCGAGGUGACUGAGGAGAGAGGCGCCUCCUCGCUCCCGCCGCCGCCGGACUUCAAUGCCCAGUCUCCAGCUCGCCAGCGUUUUUUGUUGGAAUAUACGUUGCACAUUUAUGGCGAUUCUGAGUGUGAGGGCAGACUUCUGCCAGGCUCAGCACAGCGUUUUUGCUGACAAGUGAGCUUGGGGGUUCUAUGUGCCAUAAUUAACAUUGCCUUGAAGACUCUGGACACCCAGACUGGCCUCAGAAAUAGUUGGCUUUUUUUUUUUUAUUGCAAGCAUAUUUCUUUUAAUGACUCCAGUAAAAUUAAGCAUCAAGUAAACAAAAGUGGAAAACGAUCUACACUUUUUAACUUGUUUCACUAGUGCCUAAAUGUAGUAAAGGCUGCUUAAGUUUUGUAUAUAGUUGGAUUUUUUUGGAGUACAAAGGUAUCCAUCUGCAGACAUCGAGGCCCAAGUUGAAUUUGGAUUCAAGUGGAUUCUAAAUACUUCUUAUCUUGAAGAGAGAAGCUUCUUGAAGAAUAAACAAGUUGAAUAGAGAAAACACUGAUUGAUAAUAGGCAGUUUAGUGAUCUUUUUAAUGUUUUCUGCUGUGAAACAUUUCAAGAUUUAUUGAUUUUCUUUUCCAUUUUCCCCAUCACACUCACACACGCACGCUCACACUUUUAAUUUGCCAUAAUGAACCGUCCAGCCCCUGUGGAGAUCUCCUAUGAGAACAUGCGUUUUCUGAUAACUCACAACCCGACCAAUGCUACCCUCAACAAGUUCACAGAGGAACUAAAGAAAUAUGGAGUGACAACUUUGGUUCGAGUUUGUGAUGCUACAUAUGAUAAAGCUCCAGUUGAAAAAGAAGGAAUCCACGUUCUAGAUUGGCCAUUUGAUGAUGGAGCACCACCCCCUAAUCAGAUAGUAGAUGAUUGGCUAAACCUACUAAAAACCAAAUUUCGUGAAGAGCCAGGUUGCUGUGUUGCAGUGCAUUGUGUUGCAGGAUUGGGAAGGGCACCUGUGCUGGUUGCACUUGCUUUGAUUGAAUGUGGAAUGAAGUAUGAGGAUGCAGUUCAAUUUAUAAGGCAAAAAAGAAGGGGAGCAUUCAAUUCCAAACAGCUACUUUACCUGGAGAAAUACCGACCUAAGAUGCGAUUACGCUUCAGAGAUACCAAUGGGCAUUGCUGUGUUCAAUAGAAAGAAAUGUAAACAAAGGCUGACUUGAUUGUGGCAUUUAGAGGGAACUCUUGGUACCUGGAAAUGUGAAUCUGGAAUCUUAACUGUGUCAUCAAAGUAGUGAUGGAUUCAGUACUCCUCAACCACUCUCCUAAUGAUUGGAAAAAGGAAACAAAAAGAAAUCCCUCUAUAACAUGAAUAAAAUAUUUAAGAAAAGAAAAAGAGAAAGAAAAAAGGAAUUAAUUUAGUGAAGGAUGAUUUUCCUCCUAGUGUUAAGUUUGAAUUUCUGCCAGGAUUGAAUUAUUUCAAAAUCUCCUGUCUUUUUUAACUUUUUCAAAAUAGGUCUCUAAGGAAAACCAGCAGAACAUUAGCCUGUGCAGAACCAUCUGUUUGGGGAGCACACUCUUCCAUUAUGCUUGGCACAUAGAUCUCCCUGUUGUGGGAUUUCUUCUUUUUUGUGGGGAGGGUAUAUAUUAUUCUUCUCUCCUUUCUCUUAUCUCUCUUUUUUCCCCUGAUACAAGUUGUAGAUGAAAUAGGAGAAGCCCUUGUUGCUCUAGAUGUGUGUGCAGUCUGGCAGCCUUAAGCCCACCUGGGCACUUUUAGAAAAAAAAAACAAAAACAUGAAAAAAAAAAAAGCAGUGGCAUAUAAACUAUAUGAUCCAGGUGGUUUUUAGUCUUUAUUGAUGAUGAGUGUUCAUGUUAGUUUCUUUUCUUAAAAACCCUAUUCAACAUUAGGCAAAGUAGCCAAGAGCCUUUUGUUUUGGUUUGUUUUGGUAAAUUAGUGGGGAAAUGGUAUUUUGAGAAGGGUCUCUCUUCUCAGAGAACUUAGCUGAGAGUCGAAUUCUUUUCCAACCAGUGAAGCUAAGUGGGUUUUCUGAAGGGGAGUUCUCUAGGCCAUCGCUAAAGAUGUGUCCAGGCAGGUAGUUAGUACACUUUAUACUCCUUAUAGAAUUGGACUAUGGCAUUCUGAUUUUCUGUCUAAUGAUGUCAGAGAAUGCCAGUGGUUUAAAAUUUUUAUUUUAGGACUUACUUGUUUUCUGAAUUUUCAGGAAGAGUCAGAGGAGUAACAGCAAAGACAUAGUAUUUUGGACUUGAGAAAUACCUGUGAUGGGUAUUUUCCAAACUGCCCCCUAUAUGUACAGUUCAGUUUAACCACUGAUUGCCUUGUUAUUUUCUUAUUAGGUUCUUUAUGAGAUUUAAAAAAAAAUUGCUGGUUUAAAACCAACAAUGCCUAGUGAGUAUGUGUCCACAGGCCGUAACAGGGUAGAAGAGAGACAUAGAGCAGCCCAACAGGCAGCAGAGGGACUGUGUUGCUAAAGAAAUGGUGUAGUAUCAUUUUUGCAGAUUCUUUGUUGGGGUCAAUGUGCUGAUCUAGAAAAGCUGCUCUUCUCCUUUGCAAGAAGAGCUGUGACUGGGCUACUUUGACAAAGCAAGUUGAAGGAUACCAUUAGGAGCUCUUGCACUCUUCAUCUAAAUAUUAUAUACUUAAUGCUCUGCUUCUAAGAAUUUGAGUAAAGGCUUAGGGUCAUCUUGUCCUGCUGGAAUUUGCUGUGCAGAGCCAUAAACUUCUCACUUUAUUAGGAUCAGCGAGGCCAGUAGGAAUGGACGGGGACCUUGUUUCACACUGAUGAUACCUCAGAUGUCGGCUGGCUGUGUGAACUGCCUAUUUCCUAUGCUGAAGUUCUGAUUUUUAACAAAAUGAAAAUCUGUGUAAAUUCUCUCCUCCCCCAUUCCAGAAAACAAAACAAAAUAAUGCUUUUUGAGAUUAUUUCUAGGAUUUUAAAGUGAAAAAUGAUGGUACUAUUCAAAAUUCUUCAUUUCAGAACAUGACAAUAGAUUCUUCUAACAUAGGCUUAUGAUCAAAACAGCAUACCCUCUAAACCCAGACAGACUUUUCUGUUGACUCCAAGGGUUUUGAUGAAUACCAUAACAGACUUUCCUUUGACAUGCUCUGAUUUUUUGUUGUUUGUUGGGGGAGUGUGUGUAUGUGCAUGUGUGUAUGUGUGUGUGCGCAAUGCAGUGUCCACCAGUAUCAGUGCCUGCCUGAGUUAGGAAAAUUACAUUCCUGGUUCUGUGUGAGGAGAAGGGUGUAUAAAGCAACAUGAAACAUUAGCCCUCAUUUUGUUUUAAAUUACAAACUAAUGUUAAUUGUUCUCAGAACUGGAUUUUCUUCCUCAAAAUUUCAAGUUUUUUUUUCUUUUGGAUUUAAUGAGGUAUUGCUAGCUGAAGCCAGUUUGACAUGGUGAGAGAGAUGUCAGACUGAUGAAAGGUAUGCAGCCUGAUUUAAAACCAAACCCUGAACCCUUUUAAAGAACAAUAAAACAUAUUUUACAUGCUC